AGCCGAGCAGACGCGACCCGAGCAUCCCGGGGACUGACCCGGAGCGGGUGGGCUGGUCAGGCCGCAGAUCGGGGCGUCGGGAGGUGUUGCAUCACCUGGCAGGCGCGGCGUGGACGGGCCGGCUGCGGUGCCCCUGACGUUUCAGGGUCUGAUCUUCGGCCCCACGGGAUCUGCUCCUGGAGCGAUGGAUUCUCCAUCCAGCGUUUCUUCUUACUCCUCUUCCCCUCUUUCGCCGUCAUUUUCCACAUCCCCUGUGAAUAGUGACUUUAGCCUCCCCUCUGAUAACGAGAGGGAGGGCAAGGACGCCCGUGCGCUCAAGCCAGACACUGUCGAGGAGAGAGGAGGUUCCCGGCCCACUCCGGGCCCUAUUCGCUGCAGACAUCGACCCAGGGCUUCUAGUAACCAACGCGCAGCGUCUCAUCUGGAGCAGCGAGGACUUGGAGCCAAAAGAUCGAGAGACGGUGAACUGGAGGACAGUCUAACCAUCCCGGGGUAUACCACAGAGGGAGAUCUCCUCUUUGCUCAAAAGUGUAAAGAACUCCAAGGGUUCAUCCGGCCCCUCACAGACCUAUUGAACGGACUGAAAAUGGGUCGCUUUGACAGAGGAUUAAGUAGCUUCCAACAGAGUGUGGCCAUGGACCGGAUCCAGCGGAUAGUGGGUGUUUUACAGAAGCCUCAGAUGGGAGAGCGUUAUCUAGGAACCUUGCUGCAAGUAGAAGGGAUGUUAAAGACUUGGUUUCCUCAUAUAGCUGCCCAGAAGUCCUCCGUAGGAGGCAGCAGGCAUCGGACAAGCAAGCACUUUCCAAGCCAGCACAGUGAUUCAGCUGCUUCCUCUCCUGCACCUCUCUUGGGGAAGACGGGCCAAGCACAGUUGGGACAUUUAGUUUUGAAACCAAAGCAGCCUUGGCCUGUCACAGAAUGGCCGGUCAUGAACCUCACCUGGAUUCAUAGCACUCCAAUUUGUAACCCUCCCCUCAGUUCCCAAGGCUCCACCUCUAGCCACAGUCCUGGAGGCACUGGAGCCAGCAUUGGUGUCAUCCUUGUCCUCCAGAAAGGAGGAAAACCCUUCACCCGAACUGCCCCAAGCACUCCAAUCCCACAGCCUCCUGUCAUCCCUGGUGAUCUGAAGAAGCUGUCUGGAGAGGGGCCUCACUGCCACAGUUGGCCAGUAACGCUGCCAUCAGACUGGAGUUGCUCCCUCCGUUCCUCUGGUCUACCUACCACAGACAGAAAGAUGACUGAAGGACACCCAGAGCCACAGAUGAUCAGCCUUUCUCCAGCUGCUCCUGAUCCUUAGCUCUUAACCCAGGCUUUGCAACUGUCCCAAGUCCCAGUUUGUAUAAAUAUGUUUAUGUUUUCUGUUUUGUUUUUUUUUUACUUUUAAUGUAUUUGUGGUGAGGAAAAGUAAACCCUUUCUGAUUAAAGACAUUUUUUUACCUAAA
Molecule: messenger RNA, 1442 nt
Organism: Meriones unguiculatus (Mongolian gerbil)
Lineage: Eukaryota; Metazoa; Chordata; Mammalia; Rodentia; Muridae
Gene: Ciart
Product: circadian associated repressor of transcription
Exons: 6
Coding region: 185-1297 (370 amino acids)
Biological process (GO): negative regulation of DNA-templated transcription; circadian regulation of gene expression
Cellular component (GO): nucleus
Molecular function (GO): RNA polymerase II cis-regulatory region sequence-specific DNA binding
Source: RefSeq, a predicted model, not a curated record